AUACUAUAUGAGCAUUAGAUUCCAAAACUCCUAAGAUAUAUAUAUUUUUCACACUUUUAUUUCAUUGGAAAUUUGUAGGUAAUUGUUAGAGGAGAGAGUCUCACACAAUUUUUCACACACAUGCAAAUUGAAUUUGCAUUUAGGUUUUCUUCACUCUGUUAAUUUCUUCACAAAUUUUCUUCUUUUAAUCCAUUUAUACGCAAUCACAACGUGGAAGUAACAGAAACUCUCUUUUGCUGCAUUUGGAUUAGAUAAUUUAUUUAUUCAAUAAUCUUUGAUUGAAUGGAACAGUUGAAAGUGGAUGCAAAAGAGGAUAGUCCUCUUCGGCACAAGCCAAAAAAUAACAAUGCGGUCGAGUCUUCUGGCAGUCUGAGAAGUAAAAAGAUAUCAGCUAGAUGGGAUCCAACUGAAGCAUGUCGGCCAAUAAUGGACGAAGCACCUGUGUUUCAUCCGACUAUUGAAGAGUUUGAAGAUACACUGAGUUAUAUAGCAAAGAUACGUCCACUAGCUGAACCUUAUGGCAUAUGUAGGAUUGUCCCUCCAGCUUGUUGGGUUCCACCUUGCCUUCUUAAGGAGAAAGAUAUAUGGGAAAAUGCCGAAUUUUCCACCCGUAUUCAGCAAAUUGAUUUGCUUCAAAAUAGAGAACCUAUGAAGAAAAAAAGUAGGGGAAGGAAACGGAAACGUAGAAAUAGAAAGAACUCCAAAACAGGAACAUGUAGGAGAGUUUCCAAUUCAGCUUCUGAAGCUAAAAAUGCUUCUGAAGCUGACGAGAAAUAUGGAUUCCAAUCAGGGUCGGACUUCACGUUUAAAGACUUUCAGCAAUUUGCUAAAUACUUUAAGGAAUGCUACUUUGGGUUGAAAGAUGUCAAUGAAGAUGGAAAAGUCGGUGAUAGUAACCAGGAAAAGAGACGAAUGCCCUCCGAGGAUGAAAUUGAAGGUGAAUACUGGCGAAUAGUUGAACAACCAACUGAUGAAGUCGAGGUGUAUUACGGAGCUGAUUUAGAAACUGGAGUAUUUGGAAGUGGUUUUCCUAAGGCAUCAUCAUCCUUAACUAAGGGUUAUCCGGACCAGUAUGCCCUUUCUGGUUGGAAUCUAAAUAACUUCCCGCGACUACCAGGUUCUGUACUAAGUUUUGAAGGAAGUGAUAUCUCCGGAGUACUAGUUCCAUGGCUGUAUGUUGGCAUGUGCUUUUCAUCAUUUUGCUGGCAUGUUGAGGAUCAUCACCUCUAUUCGCUUAAUUAUCUACACUUUGGUGACCCAAAGAUAUGGUAUGGAGUACCUGGAAGCCAUGCUUCUGCUUUUGAAGACGCGAUGAAGAAACACUUGCCUGAUUUGUUCGAGGAAGUACCAAAUCUACUCAAUGAUCUGGUUACUCAGUUAUCUCCGUCAAUUCUUAAAUCUGAGGGAGUUCCCGUAUAUCGUACUGUUCAGCAUUCUGGUGAAUUUGUCAUUACCUUUCCGAGGGGGUACCACUCUGGGUUCAAUUGUGGGUUCAACUGUGCAGAAGCAGUAAAUGUGGCUCCUGUUGAUUGGUUAAUGCACGGCCUGAAUGCCGUUGAACUUUACAGUUUACAACGCCGUAAGACAUCAUUGUCACAUGACAAGCUUUUAUUUGGAUCAUCACUGGAAGCUAUACGAGCCCUUACAGAAUUAGAUCUUCAUGGAAAGGAAACUCCUAAAAAUUUGAAAUGGAAAAGCGUCUGUGGGAAGGAUGGAGUUCUUACUAAGGCAUUUAAGGCAAGGAUAAAGAUGGAAGAAGAGAGGCUGGACUGUCUUCCAACUCAUUUUAAGAGUCUGAAUAUGGGCAAUGAUUUUGAUGUGCAUACCGAAAGAGAAUGUUUCUCUUGCUUCUAUGACUUGUACCUAUCUGCCGUAGGUUGUGAGUGCUCUCCUGAUAGAUAUUCUUGUCUUAAGCAUGCUAGUUCGUUCUGCUCGUGUGAAAUGGACAAAAGAUUUGUUCUUCUUCGGUAUAAUAUGAACGAGCUAAACAAAUUGCAUGAAGCACUUGAAGGAGAUUCUCUUGCUCUUGAAUUAUGGGAAAAUAAAAACUUCGGAAUGGUUUCUGCUGUGGCCAAUGAGGUUUGCUUAGAUAAACCGGAGGUAGAAAUAAAUAAGGGUCUUGACGAAACUGGUUGCGAAGGAACCAAGGAUAGUUCAAAUAUAAAUGCACCUAGUAAUGUUACUUCAGAGAUAAUGCAGUCUGAAUCUCACCUUGUAACUCUUAGUGCACCAAAUGGAAGUACAGAUAGUGAUAAUGACAAUACGAUAGUCGUAGACAAAGAUAAGGUGGAUCAGGCAGGUUCUUUGGAUUUGAAUCUUGAUGUUAUAUCUGCCGAAAAUGAAAAGUAUUUGCUGCGUAUUGCGGAUAACCAUAACAAGGGUGAUUCAGUGGACGAGAAAGUAUGUUGUUCGGAGAACAAAAAGGAACAAGACAACAUGGAACUUGAUGGUGUGGGUGACCUAUUACAUUCAUCUGUUGUGAAGACGGAAGUUUCUUCAUGCUCCAGGGAUGUUAACAAUUCUAGUAUAUCUGACUGUGGAAAAUAUGAGGUGGAUCUGCAAAUGGAUUCAGAUUCAAGAAAGAAACCCAAAAUUGUAUUCGAAAAAGAAGUCAUAAACACCACAAGUGCGAGUAUAUCUUCGACACAGGAAAGCUUUCUAAUGCAAAUUUUUAGUACUUCUGUCAAGCCAAUUAGUUUGGGAUCUGUUGUUCAUGGAAAGCUAUGGUGUAGUAAGCAUGCAAUAUAUCCAAAAGGAUUCAAGAGUCGAGUUAAUUUCUUUAGUAUCCUCAAUCCAACAAGAAUCUGUAGCUAUGUUUCUGAAGUUAUUGAUGCUGGACUUCUUGGACCUCUUUUCAAGGUUACAAUGGAAGAAUGUCCAAGUGACGCAUUCACUGACACAUCAGCUGAUAAGUGUUGGGAAUCAGUUCUUAAGAGACUACAUAAUGAAAUCACGGAGCGAAGGAAUCGAGGUGAACUUGAACUUCUUCCAUCCUUAGAGCUUCUGAAAAGCGUUAACGGAUUUAGAAUGUUUGGCUUCCUUUUGCCGUCCAUUAUUCAGGCCAUCGAAGCUCAAGAUCCAAGUCAUCAGUGUUCAGAAUAUUGGAAUCACAAAGCUUUCCCUACAUCUCCAGGCAGUGUCAUCGAUAACUGCAAUUGUUCAAGUAGCCCUUUAGAUAAUAAUGUCAAUACCAAAGUUUUUGGUAUCCAUUUGAUUGAUCAGGCAAAGGACAACAUAGGCGGAAGUUGUCGUUCUCUUGAAGAGAUGAAAUCAAUACUACAAAAGGCAAGUCCUGAUGAGUUAAGUUCAUUGCGCAAGUUACUCGAUUCUGACACACAAUGCUCCGAGUGGAGAAUGGCAUUGACAUCACUGAUGGAUGAGAUUCAGAAAGCUUUGUAGCUAUACUAAGAAUAAGAUAUCAAUUCUUUCUGACUUUGGAUAGUCAUAUUUCAAUUUAGUCACAAGUUAGGUUCAUUCUUUUAGCGAUAAAUUGAACUGAAGAAGUUUCUGGGUGAAGCCUAGAUAAAAUUUUGGUACUUGCCCUCAAUCAUCAUUGACCUAAUUACAGAUGCAUUUUGCCAUUGCCCCUUUUAAAUUUUCCUUUUGGAUUUGCCUUUUAAGGUCAAGCCUUUAGCUUUUGUUGGAUUUAGGUUUUACAUUUUAUUUAUUUUCUGUCUAAAUUCUGUAUAUAAACAGAUAAACAAAUGCAGCUGUUACAAUAAAUGAUAAAGUGUCAGGAAAAUAAUACACCGCGAAUGCACACUCUCCUGCGCAGAAUUUUGAUCA
Trifolium pratense (red clover) is the source of this 3786-nucleotide messenger RNA. RefSeq names its product probable lysine-specific demethylase JMJ14. The transcript has 12 exons. Gene Ontology annotation, cellular component: nucleus. The record is from RefSeq and is a predicted model, not a curated record. Gene Ontology annotation, biological process: chromatin remodeling. The coding region runs from base 283 to 3399 and encodes 1038 amino acids. Gene Ontology annotation, molecular function: histone H3K4me/H3K4me2/H3K4me3 demethylase activity. Lineage: Eukaryota; Viridiplantae; Streptophyta; Magnoliopsida; Fabales; Fabaceae.